Messenger RNA from Peronospora farinosa, 2655 nucleotides. The record is from the annotation of a GenBank genome assembly. NCBI's taxonomy places the organism in Eukaryota, Oomycota, Peronosporomycetes, Peronosporales, Peronosporaceae.
AUGGCGGGCGAUGAUCUACUUAAGAAGGGAAAGAAAAAGAGCACGGCUAAGGGUGGUGGUGUAGAUGCAGGUACAACUCAUGGUAAAAGUAAUGGCAAAGGUGCAGGUGUAGGAGGUUUCCAGCAUUUAGGAUUGAGUCCAUUGGUGUUUCGUGGUGUCAUGGCCAUGGGCUAUAAAGUUCCGACACCUAUUCAACGCAAGUCGUUGCCAAUUGUAUUGUCUGGUAAAGAUUGUGUAGCUAUGGCACGUACUGGCUCUGGCAAGACAGCUGCAUUUUUGAUUCCUAUGGUUGAGAAAUUGAAAGAACAUUCGACCAAGAUUGGUGUACGUGCUGUGAUACUGUCGCCCACGCGGGAGCUGGCGGUGCAGACGCUUCGCUUUGCCAAGCUAUUGUCAAAAUUCACGUCGCUGAAAUUAGCACUGAUUGUUGGUGGUGAAGGCAUGGACCAGCAGUUUGAAGCCAUUGCAGCCAACCCGGAUGUGCUGGUGGCGACCCCUGGUCGACUGAUGCAUCUUUUGCUGGAAAUUCCGGACUUUAAUUUGAAAGCUGUGGAAUAUGUGGUCUUUGAUGAAGCGGAUCGCAUUUUCGAGAUGGGAUUUGCGGAGCAAUUGCAGGAGAUUCUAAAGAACAUGCCGACUACUCGACAGACACUGCUGUUUUCGGCGACGCUUCCGAAAGCUCUAGUGCAGUUUGCACGUGCUGGUUUGAGUGAUCCGGAGCUGAUUCGUCUGGAUGUAGAGAACAAGAUCUCGGAGAAUUUGAAGAUGGCGUUCUUUACAGUGAGGUCGUUAGAUAAACCAGCGCUUUUUCUUUACAUGGUUCGAGAGUUCUUGCCCAAGGAUGACCAGACAAUUGUGUUCGCGGCUACUCGUCAUCAUGUGGAGUUUCUGCAUGCAUUGUUGGCAGCGAACCACAUUGAGGCUUCGUGUGCUUACGGCGACAUGGACCAAGCCUCACGUAAAAUUAAUCUGGGUAAAUUUCGCGCCAAGAAAACGAGUUUGCUGAUUGUGACGGAUGUUGCAGCGCGUGGUAUUGACAUUCCGCUGCUAAACAAUGUGCUAAACUAUUCCUUUCCGCCAACGGCCAAGCUGUUUGUGCAUCGUGUCGGUCGUGCAGCCCGUGCUGGUCGCAGCGGUACGGCUUUCAGCUUUGUGGACCCAGACGAAACUCCCUUUAUGGUUGACUUGCACCUGUACAUUGGGCGUCGGCUUGAGGAAUCGUCACCGGAAGAGAGUGCCGGUACGAAGCCGUACUCUCUGCAAUCUAUGACGGUUGCCGACGUGCACUACGGCGCGUUCCCGAAUGAGCUGAUUGAUCAAGAGAAUGAGGCCAUCCAGGAGAUGAUGCGCAGCCACCCGCAGGUAUCGCCACUUGUAAAGGUCUGCGAUAAUGCUUACAAGGCGUAUGCCCGUACUCGCGCUGACCCGUCGAAACUGUCCAUUCGUCGUGGUAAGGAACUGGCGGUGAAGAAGAUACACCCUCUUUUUCAGCAUGAGUUUAUACUUGACAAGAGCAAAGCCAACAAAGCUGCGUACAUUGACUCGCUUCUCUCUUUCCGCCCGCCGCAGACGAUCUUUGAGAUUGCGGCAGGCGCACAUUCUUCGGCAAAGCGCUCGUCGCCUGGUGUACAAAUGAUGGUCAAGAAGCGAAAGUUGCAUGGUAAGAUUAUCACUACUGAGACAACAAAGGCUGCAGAUAAGAUUAAAGCAAAGGAAAAGGCAGCUUCUAUUAACGCUGCGGCUGACAAGGAGGAAGCUGCUGUGGCCAGUGGCGAAGGAUUGGCAGCCAAGAGGAAGGAAGUGGACGAUACGGAUACGAUAGAUGAAGAGGCAACUCAGGCUCCAAAGAAGAAGGCGAACUUCUUAUCCAAGCACGACCGGAAACAGCUCAAGAAACGUGUAGCCGCUGGUGAGAAGGAGGAAGAUGUCAUGAAGGAGAUGGCUGCGGCUAAGGAGCAAGAAACAAACAGCACUGCAAGUAGCAAGGUUCAGGAAGAUAGUGAAGGCGCAUCGUUCAAGGAUGAUGAAAACUACAUUAGUUAUAUGAAGGAUGGAGACUACACUACCGAGGGUUUCCUGUCUAAGAAUGUCGACGGUGGCAAGGUGAACGUCUUCGCUGAGGCACGUCUGGAAGAAGCCAUCUUGGAUGUGAACCCUGACGAAGCUAUCGAAAUGAACAAAAAGCGACGCAUUCUGCACUGGGAUGUGCGCAAGAAGAAAUUUGUUAAGACCACUGCUGGCGAGUUGACUAGCCAGGGUACGCUUAAGCGCCGUAACGAGAGCGGUGUCAGUGUACGCAAGAAACAACAUGUGGGAGAGGUGUACCAUAGAUGGCAGCAAAAGCAGCACAAGCGCGUUGCUGGCGGCGGUGUUGAAGCGGACGACGAUGAUGAUGCUGGAAGUCGCAAGCAGGAUUACCGCAAUGGUAGGAAGCCGCGUGGAGGCGCAGCCAUGGCCGACCGUGGUAGCGUGAACAAGUUUGCCAAGGACGAGCUGAUGACGGAGGGCAAGAUUCGUAAGGAGGAGAAGCGCAAGGCUCGUUCACGUGGUGUCAAGGUGACCUCCGGCGUGAGAUCGAAGCGAGGUAAGGGCAACAUUAAGGGCAAAACUCACGGUGCUCCCACCAGAAGCAAAGCUAUCAUUAAGAAGCGAUAA